Molecule: messenger RNA, 505 nt
Organism: Paramecium sonneborni
Lineage: Eukaryota; Ciliophora; Oligohymenophorea; Peniculida; Parameciidae
Source: the annotation of a GenBank genome assembly
AUUAACUCGAAAUAGUCAUUUUAGCAUUCACAUGUAUUAAUAGUAUUAUUCAAUUAUAAAUUGAAGGGAAUGUUAAACAAUAAUUGAUAUUUAUUUAACAUGUAUCACAUGGAAACUAACAUUAAUUACAGAAGUAAUUUGAGGUAGGUUCAGAGCUAAUUAUAUCUAAUAGCAAGAAAUAACAGAUCGAUUUCUUUAUCAUUAUGUUUUCUCUCUUUUUAAAGUUUAGGAUAAAUUUUAAUUAUAUUAUUUAUCUUAAUUUCUAUGCUGUAUCUUUAUAAUAUUUUAUGCUACAAAUUAAUUAAAUUAGUGUGUGUUUUAAUACAUGAUGCAAUCAAAGAAGAUGUCUUUAAGAAAGGAGGUACUUCAAUGAAAUAAAGGGUUUGAUUGUAGGUUAAGUUAGACGGUUUGUUAAGCUGAGUUGAAGAAAAGUGGAUCCUAAAUGAAGGAUUUUUAAGGGUCAAUUUUAGGGAGUAUAUAUUGUUGUUAAAAUAUUUUUGUAAAG